GCACGUGCAGUCUCGGGACGUCUUCUGGUCUCGCGCCUGCAGGGUCUCCCAUCUCAGCUCGUUGCUGGCAUGGCUGAGCUCGAAGAACCGGAGGACGGCGGGCGGGGGCGCGCGGCCCAGAGUGGGGGCCCGGACGGCGUUAGGACUUCGGUGUCGCACGAGCUUCUGCGUGCGGGCUGCGCAGGCGCAGGCGGGUUUCAGGACAUGCUGCUCAUUGGUUCUAAAGGCAAGAGUCCAGGCUUGAAGACGGUCCGCAUAGAGAGGAGCAGUGUUUUGGAAAGAGUGAAGAACUUCCUACCUCACAUCGAACAGGCAAACAAAAAACUGAGAGAGGAGAUGGCAUCCGGGCCCCCAGGCCUGUUCAAUAUUGAAAAUGUAGAUGACUCCCUGGAAAAAAUCAUAGAGAUGGAUGUGGCUGUGGUGGAGGUGAGCAGCUCGGAUUCUGAAGGACUCAGUUCGGAAGAGAGUUCUGAAUCCGAGGAUGAAAGCAGCCUUACCAGAGAGGUCACUGUGGAGAACAUGAGGCUUCCAAAGCCAAGAGGAAGAAAAGGCAAGAUAGAAGUUUUGGACAAUUGAUCUGCCAGAUCCGUGAAGUCUUCCACCUCAGGCCAUCUGUCCACCUGCCCUGUGCCCCGCGCUCAUCUGCCCGUGUGCCCCGCGCCAAAUUCGGGUGAUCCAGCUCCUCCGGCUCCAGAGCAUCAUUGGUGUGGCUGACUGUUGUCCGUGUCAUGGGACAUCUCUGCUGCCUCUGUAUAUAUUGUAUAUAGUUCACUCAAGUGGUGUGUGAAAGCCAACUUUUCUAGCCCCUCAUUCAGUGCCUGGCAUAGAAAUAAAUGGCACUGAAUAAAUGCUUUUAAUAUCAACAAA
This is a messenger RNA of Antechinus flavipes (yellow-footed antechinus), 867 nucleotides long. RefSeq names its product NOP protein chaperone 1 (gene NOPCHAP1). The transcript has 4 exons. The coding region runs from base 70 to 576 and encodes 168 amino acids. The record is from RefSeq and is a predicted model, not a curated record. Gene Ontology annotation, molecular function: box C/D methylation guide snoRNP complex binding. NCBI's taxonomy places the organism in Eukaryota, Metazoa, Chordata, Mammalia, Dasyuromorphia, Dasyuridae. Gene Ontology annotation, biological process: box C/D snoRNP assembly.